AUGAAUGUCUUCAAGCUCCCAAGAUGUUUAUGUAAGGAUAUUGAGGCCAUGAUCCGAAAAUUUUGGUGGGGCCAAGGUGAGGCUAGGAAAAUCCAUUGGGUGAAAUGGAGUACCCUAUGCACUUCAAAAUCAGUUGGAGGAAUGGGGUUUAGAGAUUUACAAUUGUUCAAUAAUGCCCUUCUAGCUAUGCAGGUUUGGAGACUUUUUCACCAUAAGGAUUCUUUAGUUUACAAAGUGUUUCAAGCUAAAUUUUUUCCGAGUGGGAAUAUAUUUGAUGUGGUCAUUCCAUCAAGGUGCUCAUAUGCUUGGCGUAGUAUCCUUCAAGCCAGAGAUGUCAUUUUGAAAGGGGCUGUAUGGUGGGUUGGGGAUGGAAGAUCUAUUAAUAUUUGGGAGCAGAGGUGGGUGCCAAAUCUGAGUACUAGCAAGGUCGUCUCAUCGAGAAGCAAUUCACAUGAGGCUGAGGAAAUUAGUAGGAUUCAUGUUAGCCCCUAUUGCCAAAUCGAUGCUUAUGUUUGGCCUCUUACCUUAAAUGGGGAUUACUCUGUUAGAAGUGCUUAUAAAAUGCUAGUUUCGGAGGUUAUGGCGAGUGUACAAGCCUCUUCCUCAACGGACAACUCGGCAAAGGUUUGGAAAGGUGUAUGGCGAAUCCGGACUCCGAAUAAGAUAAGGCACUUCAUGUGGAGGGCAGUCAAAGACUCUUUACCUACUAAAGAAAACCUGCACAAGCACCAGAUUCCCUUGGAUGAGUCUUGUUCUCUCUGUGAGGAGUAUUAG
Messenger RNA from Quercus robur (English oak), 774 nucleotides. RefSeq lists its product as uncharacterized. The coding region runs from base 1 to 774 and encodes 257 amino acids. The transcript has 2 exons. NCBI's taxonomy places the organism in Eukaryota, Viridiplantae, Streptophyta, Magnoliopsida, Fagales, Fagaceae. The record is from RefSeq and is a predicted model, not a curated record.